UUUCUAACUUAUUGCACUAGUGCAGUAGUGCAGCUGAAAAGAACAGACCCGUGAUUAUGUAAUUCAUAACCAAGCAAGUUUCAUUGAUAAUAAAUAUCGAUAAUAAUUAUUAAAUGCUAGUACAGAGAAAAAUGUUAGAGUCAACUAUUCACGCAUUAGGAAAUGGCAGAGUAAUCUUAGCUAGUGGAUCUCCAAGACGAUGUGAUAUAAUGAAACAAUUGCGUAUAACUGCAGAAGUAGUACCAUCCUUGUACGAUGAAAAUCUAGACAGAACCAAAUAUACCAAUCAUGGAGAAUAUGUUCAGGACAUAGCCAAAUAUAAAGUGCUCGAGGUAUAUGAGCGUUUAAAAGCAGAUUCAGUACCUCCAUCAUUAAUAAUAGGAGCAGAUACAAUGGUGACAAUGGGUGAUGUUCUUUAUGGAAAACCACACAAUGAAACAGAGGCUUUUCAAAUGUUGUCAAGUCUAGCGAAUAAAGAACAUGUUGUUUAUACUGGUGUAUGUUUGAAAACGCCUAAAGUUGAACUCAAGUUUUAUGAAUCUGCUAAAGUAAAAUUUGGAGAUGUAUCCGAAAGACAAAUAAGAGAAUAUAUAAAAACAGGUGAUCCUAUGGAUAAAGCAGGAGGAUAUGGUUUUCAAGGUAUAGGAGGCUGUUUGAUCGAGAAAAUAGAAGGUGAUUAUUAUACGAUAACAGGUUUGCCACUGUAUGCAUUGACUAAACAUUUGAACCAAAUAUUUUCUAAUAAUUAAUAAAAAUAUUCAGCUUGUUAGUACCUGCAACGUAAACAUUGUACCUCUAUCUCUAUGUCUCUAAUAAAUUUUAUUAUUUUACACUAACAACUU
Molecule: messenger RNA, 842 nt
Organism: Camponotus floridanus (Florida carpenter ant)
Lineage: Eukaryota; Metazoa; Arthropoda; Insecta; Hymenoptera; Formicidae
Product: maf-like protein CPR_2112
Exons: 4
Coding region: 114-749 (211 amino acids)
Molecular function (GO): nucleoside triphosphate diphosphatase activity
Source: RefSeq, a predicted model, not a curated record